UCGCCCGAGCACAGGAGUAAAUUAGGCUGCUGUCCCAACAUCAAGACAUAUAUCAAGGCGAGCAUGGCUCCCUCGAGAAUGUAAGUAGAUCAGAGCCGUGAGUCAGGAAGUGCUCCAUUCCUUGCAGCCUACGGAUUCCAAAACAACAUUUACACAAUCGAAUGGGGUCCUAAACCUGAAUGCGAGACUGCUUCUUUCAAAGCAUUACCCAUUCCCAGCAUGUCUCCAAAUCAACCAAGAAUCGCCAUUGUUGGUGCAGGCCCCUCCGGGUUGACGGUCGGCCUCCUCCUACAUAAGCACAAUAUCCCGUUGACAAUCUUCGAACUCCGCUCCAAGCCCACGGAUGAAGACCUGGCAAAACCAGUGGGAAUGCUUGACCUGCACGAAGAGUCCGGACUCGCCGCUUUGAAAGAAUGCGGCUUGUUGGACGAAUUCAGGUCGCAGACGACUGUCUGCACCGAAUUUCAAAUCAUUGCCAACAAGCAGGGCCACAUUAUUCACAAAGACGAAGGAGGAUUUGCAUCUCGUCCAGAAAUCUCGCGGAAUUCAUUGACCAAGCUCUUGCUCGAUCAACUACCCGCCGACACUAUCAAAUGGGAACACAAGCUCACCUCUGCAAGUCUCUUGACCACGACGUCCGGCACCACGGAGGUCGAGCUCGACUUUGGCAAUAAUGGGAAGCACACCUUUGAUCUUGUGGUCGGAUCGGACGGGACGUGGUCCCGCGUACGCAAUCUCUUGACCGAUACGAAGCCCAAGUAUGCUGGUUUUCAAUACCUUAUGCUAGCCAUCCGGGAGGUCACCAAGAGAUAUCCGCAUAUUGCCGAGUACGUCGGUACUGGGAGCUUCACGUCACUGGGUCACCGACAUGGCAUCAUGUCCCAGCGCGCCCUGCAAGACUCGGCGUUGAUCUAUGUUUUCCUUACCACAGGGGACGAGAAUUUUGGAACCACGUCGGGCCUCACUAGCGGAACACCUGCCGAGGCCAAGGAGAGAUUGUUACUCGACGACGACCUUCUGGGCCGAUUCGGUCCGAAGCUGAAAGAGUUGGUGCAAGUUGCCUGUGAUGAAGAAGCGAAUGACAACCCAGGUGCGAAGCUCAUGGUCAGACCCCUGUACAUGCUUCCGUUUGGCCAUAGAUGGGAGCACAAGCCGGGCACCACCGUCAUCGGCGACGCAUCACAUGUGAUGUUACCGUUCGCAGGAGAAGGCGUGAACCUCGCUAUGUGGGACGCCCUCGAUGUGUCACACGCCAUUAUCAAGGCGUUUGAGACAGCGCGGCAGAAUGCCAAUUCUUUCCAGAAGGCCCUGGAUCCCUUGAUGAAGGAGUUCGAAUCGAACAUGGCAGAACGAGCGCGAGAAAAGGCAGAGGAGUCUUAUAAAAAUAGUCAACUCUUGAUGGGAAGUGAUGAUGGCGCCACGGCUAUGGCUGAAUGGAUGAAAGCAGCCAUCGAGCACGCGGCCAAUGCAAACGGUCGUACCGGGUGAAUGGUUGGUCCUAGGCGCAACUGGCGUCAAUGUGGCUAUGGUGUUCUCGGUUGGGUAGACGUGAAGAAAAUGAUGACACGGAUUCGGAAACGAACGUGGGACGGUGGAAUCGCUGGAUAGUCCGAACCGAACAACCACGAUGGCAUAUAGAUGUAAUACUAGUAGAACGACC
Molecule: messenger RNA, 1660 nt
Organism: Exophiala xenobiotica
Lineage: Eukaryota; Fungi; Ascomycota; Eurotiomycetes; Chaetothyriales; Herpotrichiellaceae
Exons: 1
Coding region: 220-1488 (422 amino acids)
Molecular function (GO): FAD binding
Source: RefSeq, a predicted model, not a curated record